Epinephelus lanceolatus (giant grouper) is the source of this 2073-nucleotide messenger RNA. Its product is annotated as poly(A) polymerase type 3-like. Gene Ontology annotation, molecular function: RNA binding; poly(A) RNA polymerase activity. Lineage: Eukaryota; Metazoa; Chordata; Actinopteri; Perciformes; Serranidae. The record is from RefSeq and is a predicted model, not a curated record. Gene Ontology annotation, biological process: RNA 3'-end processing. Gene Ontology annotation, cellular component: nucleus.
AUGUCUCGUUCAACUGAGACUGAAGCUCCACUGUUCCCAGACACCACACAGUGGUAUGGGCUCACUCCCCCGAUCAGUGAGGAUCUGCCUGAAGAGGCUGACUUGAUCCACACCGCAUCCCUGACUGAGAUUUUGAAAUCUAAUGAUGUAUUUGAGGACCACUUGGAGCUGCAACACAGAGAGAGAGUUGUGAAACGACUGGAGUCCCUCUAUAAGGAAUGGCUCAAAGAAAUGUGUGUCCAAAUGAACGUACCUGAAACAGUCACCGCACACGUUGGCGGCAAGCUGGUCCCGUUUGGCUCCUAUCAUCUGGGGGUUCACUCAAAAGGAGCUGAUAUCGAUGUCCUCUGUGUCGGACCCGGUUUCCUGGAGAGGAAAGACUUCUUCACCUCCUUCUUUCAAAAGCUGAAAGCUCACGAGGACGUCAAAGACAUACGGGCCAUUGAAGAGGCGUAUGUCCCCGUCAUCAAACUGUCCUUCGAUGGAAUUGAGAUUGACUUAGUGUUUGCCCGGGUGCAACGCAAAAGCGUCCCUGACAACCUGGACCUCCUCGACAACAACUUGUUGAAGGGUUUAGAUAAACAGUGCGUCAAGAGUCUCAACGGCUACAGAGUCACAGAGGAGAUCCUCAGGAGUGUGCCCAACGUUUAUAACUUUAGGCUCACCCUGAGAGCCAUCAAGCUGUGGGCCAAACGCAGGAACGUCUACUCCAACAUGCUGGGCUUCUUGGGUGGUGUCUCAUGGGCCAUACUGGUAGCCAGAAUCUGCCAGGUGUACCCAAACGCAACACUGUCCACCCUGGUGACCAAGUUUUUCAAGGUCUACAAUAUGUGGGAGUGGCCGACCCCGAUUCUGCUGAAGAGAGCAGAUGACUGCCACUUCAACCUCCCUGUGUGGGAUCCCAGGGUUAAUGUAAGCGAUCGCUUCCACCUGAUGCCCAUCAUCACCCCAGCAUUCCCGCAGCAGAACACCGCAGUCAACGUGUCUCCCUCCACCCUGACCAUCAUCACAGAGGAGAUCGAACGUGGCUUUGCCAUCACAAAAGAAAUCCAGCAGCAGAACACAGACUGGACCAAACUCUUUGAGAAACCAGACUUUUUUGAGAAAUACGAGCACUACAUUCUGCUGGAAGCUACGUCAGCUACAGAGACACAGCAUCGUGAAUGGGUUGGCCUGGUGGAGUCUAAAAUCAGACUCCUGGUGGGACGUCUGGAGAGAAAUGUCAACAUUUCCAUGGCCCACAUUCAACUGCAGUCCUUCCCUGGACCAAGAAACUGCAACAUCAAAGGCAGAAUGAGCACCAAGUGGCUGAUCGGACUGCUCUUUGAUAUGAAUGGGUCUAAACACCUAAAAAUAGACCUGACCCUCGACCUCCUCUCCUUCAGUGAUACAAUCUACAGUCAGGCAAAGAGCUGUAAGAUGUACAAGGAGGAGAUGACCGUAUCGGCCACCUACAUGAGCAGGAACAGUCUCAGCUGGGAGAUGCCUAAUGGAAAGUGCAAAAGCGUUUACAAUCCAAAACUGAAGCCCACAGCGAGCCGCCAAGUCUCUGCCACUGCAACAGCGAGUCACACACCAGCUGUCAGCGCAGACCCGGCAGCCACAAAGAGAAAAGGCUGCUUUGAGUCUGAGAUGCCAUCCAAGAAGGCCAGAAUUGACACAGAAUCUGUGUCUACGGCUAAAGGCUCAGCUGUUCGACCACUGGCGCCCAGCAAACCUGCCCCACCAACCACGACUCCACAGGCCAAAAAGAGACCUCGUUCUCCUCAGUCAACUUCAUCUAAGAAGUUUAAAGCUGACGAGGAGCCAGCCAAAGCCACCUGCUCUCAGUCCUCUGCAGGUGUCGCACCAGGUGUCUCACUCAGUCAGAGAUCUCAAAGUGCAAUAUCAGGAGGCACCAAGAGAAAGCGCUCUCCUGAGCCUGAGACACGCAAUGUAAAGGCCAAAGUUGACCUGAGUCCACCCACUGAAGAGCUGUCAGGGCUGAUUACUGACUAUCUCAAGCCUGUUUCAACUGUAAGACGAGCCAUCAAGCUCCAGCUGAUCAGAAGGCAUAAACGACUCAGCUCCUGA